Messenger RNA from Pomacea canaliculata, 1338 nucleotides. RefSeq lists its product as uncharacterized. The transcript is spliced from 4 exons. The coding region runs from base 143 to 1117 and encodes 324 amino acids. The record is from RefSeq and is a predicted model, not a curated record. Lineage: Eukaryota; Metazoa; Mollusca; Gastropoda; Architaenioglossa; Ampullariidae.
GGAGAGGGGUGUCACUGGUCAUUGCAGUUCGCUGCCCACAGAGCUUCUUGUCAUCAUCUUCAGGAAACUGUCAAAUGAAGAUAGGGGUUCCUGCUGUCAAGUCUGUAAAAAGUGGAGAGAGGUAAUCAUCUCUGAGCCCUCCAUGUGGCACAAGUUCGAGGUCACUGUCCGUCCUGGCUGGAACUGGAAAAAAACCCGCUCAUUUUUUGGUCACAAAGGCCCCAGAUUGUACCAACAUGUCAGACACCUUGUAAUCAACUUGGACAGAAGAGCACAAGCACCACAAACUGUUGAUGCGCCUCAGGCAAACGCUGUUCUCAGCUCAGUGUCCAAACUUUUGCGAGCCUUGCCUGAUGACAUGACACUGAGAAGUUUCUGUUCCCGGGGUUUCAAGUAUUACAGAGCUAGUAAAGACUGGAAAAGUUAUGUCAUCUGUGAACUAUGUAAAUUUCUGAGACCUCAGAGGAGAUUUUUAGAGCAUAUCGAAAUCACAUUCGAAAAUAUGACCGACGAGAUAAUCAAGACCCUGGAGUUUUCCUGCCCUCUACUGAGACGCCUUACGAUUCGGUUUGAUUUAAGUCUUCAACCCUCUCUUGAAGACCAUAUCUCCCUGCUGAAUCAGAAUGAGGUUGUGGACAAGAACCCUGACUUGCGGGUCGUGUUGUGGCUCACGGUGGGGGAUAGCGUAUAUGAGUACCUCAUGAACGAGAGCGUGUAUCUUAUUCAAUUACCCGUCGAGGGACUCGUUGUCGAUGUCUACAGUCUGCACACGGAAACACCCGUUGUCAAUCGUUACCUCGACUUGAUGACCACACUAUACGGAAACGACCUAACUUUCCUGGAGUGGUCGUGUGUGGUGCGGGGCAGGUGGUGCUAUGGCCAAGCUUUGGUGAACCUAGUGAACAAGUGUCCCAGACUGGCCUCCAUCUCACUGAAGAACAUCACUCUCGAUCUGGAAACAGCGACAGCCAUCAGUGCCUGCAGCGGCAGUGCCGAGCGAGGGAAGAUAAAGCUGCGAGUGGGAGGAAUCUGUGGCAGCAGUGAGGCAUCAUCCAAUGCACGGGAAGAAGGCAUUCGACAGUUGAAGCACAGUCUCGAUCUUCAAGUAGUUAUGUAAGACUAAGCUUCUUGAAAAAAGUUAAAGUGUGAAAAAAUGAUUGUAAUACAUUCACACAGGACCACGAAGUGAUUAGAAGAGCACGCUGAUGUCUUAGUCGGUAAAAAUGAAGCUGUCAAUGAUCAGAUUUCUGUUGAACACAUACCGUGGGUUACAUCUUUAAUAACACAUUUAAUUUAGAAAGUAUAUAUCUGUGUGAAACUAUAUAAACUCACAGUUUA